Molecule: messenger RNA, 716 nt
Organism: Galeopterus variegatus (Sunda flying lemur)
Lineage: Eukaryota; Metazoa; Chordata; Mammalia; Dermoptera; Cynocephalidae
Exons: 3
Biological process (GO): phagocytosis, recognition; positive regulation of B cell activation; B cell receptor signaling pathway
Cellular component (GO): external side of plasma membrane; blood microparticle; immunoglobulin complex, circulating
Molecular function (GO): immunoglobulin receptor binding; antigen binding
Source: RefSeq, a predicted model, not a curated record
AUGGGGUCUGCCACCGUCCUUGCCCUCCUCCUGGCUGUUCUCCCAGGUACGUGUGCCCAGGUGCAGCUGGUGCAGUCUGGGGCAGAGGUGAAAAGGCCUGGGGAGUCUCUGAGGAUCUCCUGUAAGACUUCUGGAUACACCUUUACCAGCUACUGGAUCAGCUGGGUGCGCCAGGCUCCAGGGCAAGGUCUGGAGUGGGUGGGGAGGAUUGAUCCUAGUGAUUCGGAAACGCGCUAUGGCCCGUCCUUCCAAGGCCAUGUCACCCUCUCCGCUGACAACUCUGCCAGCACCGCCUACCUGCAGUGGAGCAGCCUGAAGGCCUCGGACACAGCCGUGUAUUACUGUGCAAGAGACACAGUGAGGGGAAGUCAGCGUGAGCCCGGACACAAACCUCCCUACAGGGACACACGGGGCCACCAGGGGCCUCUGAAACUCCAUUUUGCCAGCGGUAGUGGCAGCAGUGGCAGCAGCAGCAGAGGAGCCGGCGGUAGCGGCAGCAGUGGCAGUGGCAUAAGUGGCGCCGGCCGUAGCAGUGCCAGUGGCAGCAGCGGGGGAAGUGGCACCAGCAGUAGUGGCAGCAGUGGCAGGAGCAGGGUAAGUGGUGGCAGCAGAGCCAGCAGCAGCAGAUCUGGUGGCAGUGGUGCCAUUGGCAGCGGCAUGAAUGGUGGCAGCAACAGCAAUGGGGGAAGCAGCAGUGGCAGGAGCAACACAAUGCG